Molecule: messenger RNA, 1863 nt
Organism: Pimephales promelas (fathead minnow)
Lineage: Eukaryota; Metazoa; Chordata; Actinopteri; Cypriniformes; Leuciscidae
Source: RefSeq, a predicted model, not a curated record
CUACGUGACACUAUUAUAAAGAUGGCCUUUAUUAAAGAGGAGAGUGAAGACAUAAAGAUUGAAGAAGCUUUCAUAGUGAAACAUGAAGAGACUGAGGAACAAACAGACCUGAUGGCGCCGAAAGAGGAGAGUCAAGAACUGAAUAAUAUGCAAGUGAAAGAUGAGAAUCAUGAUCUCACGAUCAGAGAAAAAUCUACACCGACUGAAAUGACUUGCUCAAAAAAAGGAGCCCAGAAGACCAAAUCUAACAGCGAUUUCAACUGCAGUCACUGUGGAAGGAGUUUCAAUCAUAAACAAAACUUUGAAGUCCACGUGAGGACUCACACUGGAGAGAAGCCUUACACAUGCCAACAGUGUGGAAAAAGUUUCACUCAAAAACAAAACCUUAAAGUCCACAUGAGAAUUCACAAUGGAGAAAAGCCUUACACCUGCCAACAGUGUGGAAACAGUUAUGCAUACAAAGGAAGCCUUAAUGCCCACAUGAGACUUCACACUGGAGAGAAGCCUUACACCUGCAAUUACUGUGGGAAGUGUUUCACUCAAAAUGGAAACCUCGAGGUUCACAUGAGAAUUCACACUGGAGAGAAGCCUUUCAAGUGCCCUCGCUGUGAGGAGAGUUUCAGAUGUCAAAGAGACCUGAAACGCCACUUGCAGACUCACUCUGGAAAGAUAUUGCAUUGUUCCGAAUGUGGCAAGAUGUUUACGACAAGGAGACAUUAUAAAAAUCACCUGCGACUUCACUCUGGGGAAAGACAAUUUAAUUGUGAUGAUCAGUGUAAUAAAACAAAUGCUUGUGCCAUCAUCCCAGAUAGCAAACUGACAUUGAAUCAACGUGGAAAUAUGACAUCGACCAGGUAUCUACGUGACACUAUUAUAAAGAUGGCCUUUAUUAAAGAGGAGAGUGAAGACAUAAAGAUUGAAGAAGCUUUCAUAGUGAAACAUGAAGAGACUGAGGAACAAACAGACCUGAUGGCGCCAAAAGAGGAGAGUCAAGAACUGAAUAAUAUGCAAGUGAAAGAUGAGAAUCAUGAUCUCACGAUCGGAGAAAAAUCUACACCGACUGAAAUGACUUGCUCAAAAAAAGGAGCCCAGAAGACCAAAUCUAACAGCGAUUUCACCUGCAGUCACUGUGGAAGGAGUUUCAAUCAUAAACGAAACUUUGAAGUCCACGUGAGGACUCACACUGGAGAGAAGCCUUACACAUGCCAACAAUGUGGAAAAAGUUUCACUCAAAAACAAAACCUUAAAGUCCACAUGAGAAUUCACAAUGGAGAGAAGCCUUACACCUGCCAACAGUGUGGAAACAGUUAUGCAUACAAAGGAAACCUUAAUGCCCACGUGAGACUUCACACUGGAGAGAAGCCUUACACCUGCAAUUACUGUGGGAAGUGUUUCACUCAAAAUGGAAACCUCGAGGUUCACAUGAGAAUUCACACUGGAGAGAAGCCUUUCAAGUGUCCUCACUGUGAGGAGAGUUUCAAAUAUCAGAGAGACCUGAAACGCCACUUGCAGACUCACUCUGGAAAGAUAUUGCAUUGUUCCGAAUGUGGCAAGAUGUUUACGACAAGGAGACAUUUUAAAAAUCACCUGCGACUUCACUCUGGGGAAAGACAAUUUAAUUGUGAUGAUCAGUGUAAUAAAACAAAUGCUUUUGCCAUCAUCUCACUUACAGAUACACCCAAAAAGUCAUGCUGAUGUGAGUCCCUCAUUAGUGUUUAUUGUGUGGGAAGAGUUUUGAAUAUUUGCACCAGCAAAUAUGUUUCUGUGUAAAAUGAAGACUAUGUACACAAAACUACUUCAAUGUUGACCGAAUCUGACUGUCUACCUUCAUAACUGUUUCUUUCUUAACCUCUUUAUACUUUG